This is a messenger RNA of Gadus chalcogrammus (walleye pollock), 6368 nucleotides long. It is a transcript of the gene capn7, whose product is annotated as calpain 7. NCBI's taxonomy places the organism in Eukaryota, Metazoa, Chordata, Actinopteri, Gadiformes, Gadidae. The record is from RefSeq and is a predicted model, not a curated record. The transcript is spliced from 21 exons. Gene Ontology annotation, biological process: proteolysis. Bases 263 to 2722 code for a protein of 819 amino acids. Gene Ontology annotation, molecular function: calcium-dependent cysteine-type endopeptidase activity.
AUCCUCACUGCUGUUCUUCCGUCAUGUUCCCUAUGCUCUCUGUUUAUUUACACAGCUUUAUUGAUUAAACUCGGUCUAACAAACUGAUUUGUUAAAACACCCAGAACCGUAUGAUGUUCUCUGUUUUACAGAAAACAUGAGCAACUGUGUUGGAGUUAGAAGCGAAGCUCGUUUUAAGCGUUUUCAUCGGUAAACACGUCCAGCCCUCUCGGUGCUAGCCUUGUGGCUCCCCAACACCUUGUCAACAAGUGAGUCCGCCACCAUGGACUGCACGGCGCUGGAGCAUGACGCCGUCAAGUUCGCCAAGACAGCUGUCACCUGCGACCACAACGGGAAGUAUAACGAGGCUGUGUUUUACUACAAGGAAGCUGCGCAAGCGCUGAUCUACGCAGACAUGGCUGGGUCUAAACUGGACGGCAUCCAGGACAAAGUUAACGAAUACCUGGAGAGAGUCCAAGCCCUCCACAAUGCUGUCCAGGGGCAGAGCAUUGACCCACUGAAGAGCCGGCAGCAAGUGGACCUGGAGCGGGCUCACUUCUUGGUGACCCAGGCGUUCCAGGAGGACGAGAAGGGGAACGGCGACGAGGCCAUUGAGCUGUACUCCCAGGCUGUGGAGCUGUGCAUCCAGACGUCCAACGAGACCACGGAGCUGACCGUUCAGACCAAGCUGAAGCAGCUGGCUCUCCAGGCCUUGGAGCGGGCGGAAGGGCUUAAAGAAUCCCAGUCCAAAUCUUCUACAGCCCAGCCUCAGGUCGCGGCCAAGCCCAGUGGCGGUACCUCUUCGGGAGCUCCCGCACGUCAGUUCUUCCCCCUUGGUCAAGACUUCACCAUCCAUGAUCGGCCACAGCCAAUGCGGGCGGUACAGUCCAGUGACCCCCAGGGACAGCGCUAUACGUCAGAGGAAAUCGAGGUGCUCAGGAGUACGUCAACAAUCAACGGCAUGGCCUACGUGCCCUUUAUGAGCGUGGAUCUGAGAGAGCGGUUUGCCUUCCCUGUUCCCUUCUCGGACAAGACAGGCAAGUUGGCACUGUCUCCCAAGCAAAAAGCCAUCUUCUCUCGCUGGGUGCGGCCGGACGAGAUCUGCAACAGCCCCACCAUGAUCCUGUCUGUGUCCAGCUUCAGCAUCAAGCAGACUGUGGUGUCUGACUGUUCCUUUGUGGCGUCGUUGGCCAUCAGUGCUGCCUACGAGAGGCGCUACAACAAGAAGCUCAUCACCAGCAUCAUCUACCCCCAGAACAGACGAGGUGAGCCAGAGUACAACCCCUGUGGGAAGUACAUGGUCAAGCUCCACAUCAACGGCGUUCCUCGGAAGGUGAUCAUCGAUGACUUCCUGCCGGUGGAUCGUAACGGGGAGCUGCUCUGCUCCUACUCCAGCAACAGGAGCGAGCUGUGGGUCUCCCUCAUCGAGAAGGCCUACAUGAAGGUGAUGGGAGGCUACGACUUUCCAGGGUCCAACUCGAACAUUGAUCUGCACGCGCUCACUGGCUGGAUCCCGGAGCGCAUUGCCAUGCACUCUGACAAUCACUCGUUCAUUAAGGACGACACCUUCCGCAUGCUUUACUCAAGGUUUCACAGGGGAGAUGUCCUCAUCACCACGGCAACGGGAGUGAUGACAGAGGAGGAGGGAGACAAGUGGGGGCUGGUGCCCACACACGCCUACGCUGUCCUUGACAUCCGAGACCACAAGGGGAGGCGUUUCCUCCAACUGAAGAACCCCUGGAGCCACUUGAGAUGGAAGGGCCGCUUCAGUGAGCGGGACGAGAAGAACUGGACCCCAGAGCUCCUCAAGUACCUCAACUUUGACCCCAAGACGGCCCAGAAGUUUGACAACGGUGUCUUCUGGAUUGCAUGGGAGGACCUUUGCCAGUACUUUGAUGUCAUCUACCUGAGUUGGAGCCCCGCCCUGUUCAAGGAAUCCUCCUGCAUUCACAGCAGCUGGGAUGCGAAACAGGGUCCAGCGAAGGAUGCGUACAGCCUAGCCAACAACCCCCAGUACAGACUAGAGGUGCAGUGUCCAGCAGGGGGCGCUGCUGUUUGGGUUCUUCUCACCAGGCACAUCACUGACAAGGAUGACUUUGCACAAAACCGGGAAUUCAUCACCCUUGUGGUCUACAAGACAGAUGGCAGGAAGGUGUACUACCCAGCGGACCCCCCGCCCUUCAUCGACGGUAUCCGCAUCAACAGCCCCCACUACCUGACCAAGAUCAAGCUGACCUCGGCUGGCACCCACACCUUCACCCUGGUGGUCUCCCAGUACGAGAAGCAGAACACCAUUAACUACACCCUGCGGGUGUACUCGGGCUGCAAGUUCUCCUACACCAAGAUCCCGACCCCCUUCACCCAUACCAAGAGGGUGACGGGCCAGUGGAAGGGCGCCAGCGCGGGGGGUUGUGGGAACUACAAGGACUCGUACAAACACAACCCCAUCUACCAGUUCAACCUGGAGCGGGCCGGCCCGCUGCUGGUCGAGCUCCGCGGUCAGAGACAGUACAGCGUAGGGUUCGAGGUGGUCACCGUGUCCACGGUCGGGGAACCUGGCCCAGCAGGCUUCCAGAAGAGGGCCAGUGGAGACUACAGGUGUGGGUUCAGCUACCUGGAGCUUGACCAUGUGCCAGCUGGCAUCUACAACGUCAUCCCCACCACCUUCCUGCCCAAACAGGAAGGGCACUUCUUCCUGGACUUUAGCAGUGCCAUGGCCCUCAAGGUCUCCCACCUCCAAUGAGGGGAGAGAGAGAAGAGAGAGAGAGAGCAUGAGCAUUUGGGAUAGCCCUAAAGCCAUACCUUGGAUGUCGUUUCAAGGACCUUCGAUUUAAGCCAAAGCCAGCCACAGUUUGGACUGUGGGCACAGGUCAUCUUCUCUGGAUAAAUACUUGUGAGAACUUUGGGGCUGAGCGAGGGGGGAGUCGUCGUCUUGGUCAGGAGGCUCUGAUCCAGACUGCAGGAGAACCACCGAGACUUGUUAUAUGGCUAGAAAACCAUCAUCAGUGGGGCGGUCAUCUGAUCUGUGGACCUCAGAAACCAUGAAAACACACGCAGCACUUUUCACACAUGGCCUCUCUACCACCUUAGAGAGGUCACACCCUUGGUUUGGCCUUUUAUUUUUUUCUCCGCUAGCAUUGACAUACUGCAGGUUACAUGACAUAGCUCUGCACGCAAUAGAUUCACAGGGUACCGCUUCUAUUAGGUCAAACAGGUCGGUUUUGUUCCCGGAGAUGAUUAUUGUAAUUUAUUGAUUACAAAGGGAAUGCUAUGAUUGACUAAUAUUUUCAAUGUGCCAAAUGAAGAUGAUACGGAUGAAAAUUAUAUUAUUUUCAAUUUCUACUAAAGAAACUACAAUGCAAACAUUCUGAUCAAAAAGAUUACAUUUAUUUAAGACCGCAAAGCACCAACGUAUUAAUGUCGGAAGCAAUAGCAUUUUGGUUUCCAUGGAGCCAAAUCCAUUGCCUAUCAAACAGAAUCAAUCUUAAAAUCUAUUUGAACCCACCAUUAACUUGUGCAACAGCAGUUCAUGCUUCAAAACAUUUGAACAGGGGUUUGCCUGGUAAAGUGAGUAAAAUUCAGAUUGUCGACUAAUUUCUUUUAGAUCUGUGCUGUUAUACUUUUUGUUGAUUGAUACAGGGUAGGAAACAGGAAACUCAAACCACAUGUGAGGCUCAUGUUAACCUGUGCACGAUUUCCACAGGCAUUCUUGUUGGGACUGAAAGGAACAGGGAUUAUGAUGGGUUCAAGUUUUAGCCAAGUUAAAGGGCCCCUGUUAUACCACCAGGUGUGAUGUUGAUAAGCCAUAUAUCAACCUACCAGGCUACACAGGGGGCUGUACCAUCUAGUCGGCUGCUUUGUUGAUCUAUCAGUCAUACGUCUAGAGGGGAUGCUCCCACUUGUGAUGUCACCAACGGGUCGAUUUUGAACUGGCUUGUAUUGACUCACCAACAUCACACCUGUUAAUAGGGGCCCUUAACAUUACAAGAGCACAAGGAUUUUCUUAAGAGGGGCUUUUACUCAAGCUCAAUCUGUCAUCAUGACCUGUUUUGGUACUGUAGUUAAUGAAUGGAUGGAAAAGUGAAUAAAGGGACCUAUGGAAUGGUAAAAAUAGGCUUCAGUGAAUGAAUGAUGCUGUGUUAAUUCUCAGGUGUAAGUCCUCCUCAUUUCAUCUGUAAUGUAUGACAUAAACUUUUAUUUGAGGUUUACAGCCUAAAUCUUGUGUGUAGGUGAGCAAGAGGCCUAGCAAUGUAUCUGAAUGUUGAACAUGCAUGAUCAACUUCUCAGUUUAGAAGUAGGGGUUUGGUGAGGGAAUGUAUUGCCAAUCUGAUAUUUUUAAUUCGUACCUACCUAUGCACUUAUUUUACGUCAAUCUUGUCAUAUUUCAUAAACUGUCAACUGUAACUGAAAACAACUUUAAAGGCAGUGACAUACAUACUGAAAUUAUUUUGUUUUUAUUUUGACUUGAUCAUUUAUGUGAGUAAAUAGGUAUUUGUUGAUGAGGGAUUAAGUUUGGUUUGAAACUAAACAAAAUACUCGCCGAUAGACCGUAUUUUGAACUCAGAAAUAUAUAUAUUUCUGAUUUUCUUGUUCUCUCCAUCAUCACUUGUUAAAAAUGUAAGCGAUCUCCAGCUUUUCUCUCCUAUUUUACAGAAGAAAGCUUAGUCGGUCAAGCUUUCACAAAGGGCUUUAAACAAGUGUAUUUCUACAGCAACCAUUGUAUGGUGUUGAUUUGAAGCCUUUCAAUACUUUUUAUUUUGCAGUUUACAACUGCUUCUCAGUCUGUGUUCGUGGAGGCCCCUGCCGCCAGAAACAUGAUCGGUCGGAACAAAUGUGAAGCUAAAUAAGCCGCACACCAAUAUUUAAUCUUUAUUAUAUUCUAGAUAUGAAUCUAAAGUCUGAUGAUACCACUUUAGACUUGGGAUAUUAAUCUAAAUAUCAAGUUCACUUGGAUUGAAAAAUAAAUAUCAAGGAGUCUGAAAAGCUUGUCAGUACAACCAAAGUUCAACGAUGUCUCACUAUCACUUCAUUUUAUAUAUGUCUGCUUAAAGCAUGGUGAUUUUUUUAUUUUUAUGGAAACUGCCACAAACCUAGAUAUUCAUUGAUCUCAAAGCACCUCUGAUCAACAGAGCCAGGCUGGACUUCCAGGACGGCAGCACUGUCCUGCCCAUUCAGCAGCAAGGCCUCGCCCAGCUACUGUGUCCCUGUAACCCUGGGACACACAACCACUGACCUGUUUUCAAAGACUGAAGUAAGCCAGGCAUAGCAGAGACCUUUUGAACGGGCCUUAAAAGACUGAAUGAAGGGGAAGUUGAGAUGCUGAAGGAGUAAUGCAGAGGAGCUGCCCUCGCACAGGAACUUGGUAUUAGUUUUAUAUGUGUUUAAAUCUUAAGUGUUAUUGUUUUCUAUUGAAUAUGUGUGUACUUGGCUCACUUAUAGCUGCCUGAUAGCUUUACCUUUUCUAACAAAUAACACUCAAAUAAUAAAUCUUAAAUCUUACCUGCAGGCUAAAGCACCACAUUAAACUGAAUAAGCAGGACAGGGAACUGCUCAGCAAUUGUUUAUUUGACUCUUAUCUGAAAUUAAAAAAAAACAUGUGAAGCACAACCCACUAGAAAAAUAAAUGCACACUGUAGGAGACAUACUAAAUCUAACAUACAAAACAUUGACAAUUACACAAAUAUAGUCCUGUAAAUUCACUCUUCUUUUUACAGAAACAUAUCACAAAAUAUCACAGAAUGCAGAAGCUUGCGUACAUUUUUAACCACUUCUUUUAUCCAGGCACCAAGAGAAGCAAGGAAAGAGGGUGGUGAAACGGUUCAACUUCAAACUGAUGAUUUGUUCAGAGGGCUGGAGGAGGUUCUUCCGGUGUUUGGGAAGCAGUCUUUUUUUGAGUUGGUCACAUUCCUUAAAGAAAACCCAGUCACCACAUUAGCUAUAUGCUAACAUUCAGAAUCAAAUGAUGCUUUAGUGGUAUGGCUGAAGAAUAUUUGAUGAUUUGAGACUGGCAGUGAAAGACGCAAUUAUCGUUUCAACAAUAAGUUUAAAUCAGUACAGUUGAGACACACAUCUAACAGACUUUUAGCACACAACUGCAACAAUUCUUGCUGCUAAAUUGUAUCUCAAAUUCACCAUCAUAAAAAGCAUUAGUAUUCAUUAUCUCUUAAUGAAUACUAGUACAUACAUGAUAAUGCCCCUUUAGUAAGGUUUAGGAGUAUACUCAAUGUUCAGCAGUGGCCAUUUUCGUUUCAUAAUUUGCAGUCUUUCAGUACAACCACAAGUAGAAGAAGACGCUUAAUUUAUACGUAAUACUUUUACCAUGACAACACUUUCAUGGAUUCAAAAGAUAAAUGGCACAGACAUGCACAAGAACAACCCACUUGAUUUUG